Papilio machaon (common yellow swallowtail) is the source of this 533-nucleotide messenger RNA. RefSeq lists its product as uncharacterized. NCBI's taxonomy places the organism in Eukaryota, Metazoa, Arthropoda, Insecta, Lepidoptera, Papilionidae. Bases 41 to 469 code for a protein of 142 amino acids. The transcript is spliced from 2 exons. The record is from RefSeq and is a predicted model, not a curated record.
AUAAGAAACUUGUUGUAUUUUGUAAGCUAUUUAAUAAACAAUGUCGAUUAUACCGGAGUCUGCAAAAAACUCUGAAUUACCAGUCGUUGAUAAAGAAGAAUUUAACACAAAAGUUCAAAACUAUUACAAAUCACACAGCGUGCACAGCAAAAAGUUAGAAUGGACAAGAGAAAGAAUAGAAAAUGUGAUCAAACUGUUAGAAGAAUAUAGCAAAAAUAAAUGUCGUGGCGUAAGAGCAACGAAUACACAAUACCACCACGCGCAUAAAUACGACGUCGUUAAAACAGGUAAUCAUAAGGUAUUAAUUCUCAAAAGAAAAGAUAGUUCACACCCAAUAUUAGAAAUGAUUCCAACAGAGGAUUAUUAUGAAAAAAUACUCGACGCCCACCUCGCCACUGGCCAUGGCCGGAGAGACAAAAUUGUCCAAUACAAAGACAGUCCCUGUUGCUCUAAAACCUAUACUUUCUGAUGACUUUAACCAGAAAGGACAAAUAAAUGUUUUAGACUUCCAAACUAGUCCUGAUGAAGAAUAC